Cheilinus undulatus (humphead wrasse) is the source of this 2869-nucleotide messenger RNA. RefSeq names its product ras-related C3 botulinum toxin substrate 1-like. The record is from RefSeq and is a predicted model, not a curated record. Gene Ontology annotation, biological process: actin filament organization; small GTPase-mediated signal transduction; regulation of actin cytoskeleton organization. Gene Ontology annotation, cellular component: cell cortex; cytoskeleton; cytoplasmic vesicle. The transcript is spliced from 6 exons. NCBI's taxonomy places the organism in Eukaryota, Metazoa, Chordata, Actinopteri, Labriformes, Labridae. The coding region runs from base 306 to 884 and encodes 192 amino acids. Gene Ontology annotation, molecular function: protein kinase binding; GTPase activity; GTP binding.
UUCAUUUUUUUCUUAGGGGUGGUGGCCGCUGUUUUGCUUCAUAGCUUCCCGAUCUGCCUACGAAAGCAUGGGAAUGUUGCGAGGGAAUUUCUAAGUAAACUUGUUUUUAAGUUCUUGAUAAGUUACUGUAAGUCAUCCAGAAGCUCUUGCCUAUUACUUGGAGUCUAAUCUGUCCGACAAAAGGCUUUUAUCGAAGCGUUUUUGGGACGUUUCAACAGCGAGCAAUCCCGGACAAAGGAAGAGAGACUUGUGAGCUAACGUUAGCUGCUCCCGGGCUAACUUAGCAUUCCUCUAGCUGCGGCGCAAUGCAGGCCAUAAAGUGUGUCGUUGUCGGAGACGGUGCUGUGGGUAAGACCUGCCUGCUCAUCAGCUACACCACUAAUGCCUUUCCUGGAGAGUACAUCCCCACAGUGUUUGACAACUACUCUGCUAAUGUUAUGGUGGAUGGGAAACCUGUGAACCUGGGCCUUUGGGAUACAGCAGGACAAGAAGACUAUGACAGACUCCGCCCACUUUCCUACCCACAGACGGAUGUGUUUCUCAUCUGCUUUUCACUUGUGAGUCCUGCCUCGUUUGAAAACGUCCGUGCCAAGUGGUAUCCUGAGGUGAGACACCAUUGUCCCAACACUCCUAUUAUCCUGGUGGGCACCAAGCUGGAUUUGAGAGAUGACAAGGACACGACAGAGAAGCUGAGGGAGAAGAAACUCUCUCCUAUUACAUAUCCUCAAGGACUGGCGAUGGCUAAGGAGAUUGGUUCUGUUAAGUAUCUGGAGUGCUCAGCCCUGACUCAGCGUGGCCUUAAAACCGUAUUUGAUGAGGCCAUCCGGGCUGUCCUCUGCCCUCAGCCUGUAAAGAAGAAGCGCAAGAAGUGCACUCUCCUCUAAGACUUCCUCCUCCGGCACGUUAAAGGGGGGAACAUGAGCGGUAGUGGUGCGGGUGGCUAAAGACGCAGGAGAAACACACCAGUAUACACACAAAAACAAUGUACUUUGGAUUCUUUCCUUCCAUCAGUGUAGCUACAGCAAAUAUACCCAUCAUCUCCAUUGACAGUUUCACAUAGGGUCAGCGUUAGGAGGGAGGGUCGUUAGAUCACAAACCCUCAUCCUUUCCAAACUACAUAUACUGUAUAAACAAGUUAAAUGCAAUUCUUGAGGCCUUCUAAAAUAGAUUGGAUGUUUUUUGUAAAAAGGACCGUGGAAUGUUUUCAAUUUGUUCUUCCACUGGUUGUCAACCUUUUUUUGUUUACAGUCUUGUGCUUGUUUUUUAAUGGAAGAAAUAUUGCCAAAUAUGUUCUGCAGACGUGCUGUAAUUACGCAGAAAAGAUCUGUUUUGUUUCUUUUGUUUUGAACCUUUAAACCUUCAAAAUACAGCUGACAGUUUGCUGUUGUGUGCUGCUUUUUCAUUCAGCUCCACAAUCAGUACGCGUACAUGCAGUUUAGAAGGAGGGGGAUUAUUGAGUCAGUCUUGCUAAAACUGAGGUAUGCAAGUCUGACUGAGAUCAUACUUAGUCAUUUAAAAUGUAUAAAAGUUGGUUUAAUGCUUCAGGUAUGCGGUUGCAGAUCAGUUUACUUAAUUGGACUGGACUAGACAUUCUGCAGAGAUCAGCACCUCUGUUGCAGGCUUUCACCUUGAAGAUGAAGAGCAUAAAUGCAAAGACAUGCCAUUCAUCUCAGCUGUACUAAAACUAAAGCACAGAGUUUGUACAGAAUAUACUGAGCUGUAAAAUCUGUCCAUGUCGCAUGAUCAAAGAAGGAAGGUCCAUGCUGACUAGCUGAAGUGGGACAUUGUUCCAGCUCCUGAGUCAACUCUCCUGUGCUUGGGAUGAGCACAGUAGCCCAGUUAAAUUGCCUAUUAGAGCUAAAUCUGUACCAUGUUCUUCCUCUGCAUGUAAACGUACUGACUCUCAGCAUUUUUAUUAGUUUUCAGUUCCAUUUCGCCAGGGCUGCCGUGUGUCACCGCACUGUCAACAAGGAAUUCAAAGCUACCAUCUGUCCGGUUCUUUGUUUUUGCCUCAGAUGAGUUGUUUUCAGUCGCUUUGCUUUCAGUCCUAGCACGUGAAUCACAAAGACAACUGAGAUGUACUGAAAAUGCAGAAUGGGAACAGAUCUUUGGACACCAACAGUGCUAUUAAUUACUCCCCAAUGAAUCGAAUGAUCCAGUAUUUUAUGUGUUUGGCUUCCACCUGUCUGGUUCAUGGUAUUUUUCUUUUCCCUAGAAGUGUCUCGACUGUGUAGCUGCCCAGGCGUGCAAAGCUCAAACCUUUAUUAGAUACCAGAUUAGAACUGUUUAGGUGGUGGGGAACAAGAGCACCUUUAACGCUCUGUGGGCAUUUAUCAAAAACCUUUGUGCAGCACAUUUUGAUUUCUAAUAGCAUCACUACUGGCUGAUUAAUGUCUCUAAAACGGAGCAUUUACGCCUGCUUUUAACAGAGCUACUGUCGGUUAUGGUGUAGUAUACAGUGUACUCAUCUUUUUGUUAUAAUCAUGUGAUUUUUGUAUUUUUCUUCACAGAAGUUCCACUUUGCUCACUGUAUUGUUAACUAACACUAUGAAUAUCCUUUGUUUAUUACCUCUACAGUUAACGCUACCUUAAUCUCCAUACAAGCCUAGCUUUUUGUAAUUAAUGCUGAUAGCAUGUAUGUGCAACAUAUACUGAAAACUAAGAUUAGAAUGCUACAGUUAUAUUUUUUGCCUAUUUACAAAAUGUAUUUGAACUACUAGAUCAGGGGGUUAAGUACAUGUUGCUCAUCUGUAAUGUAUUCAGACAUCAAGCUGUGCUUUAAUUCAAGCCAAUGUCGUGACUCUUUAGUUUUAUGGAUAAAAAGCUGUUGUCACUUUUUGGAAAAGCCAAUAAAAUCAAGUAAAACUGA